Molecule: messenger RNA, 3501 nt
Organism: Alosa alosa (allis shad)
Lineage: Eukaryota; Metazoa; Chordata; Actinopteri; Clupeiformes; Clupeidae
Gene: lpla
Product: lipoprotein lipase
Exons: 10
Coding region: 160-1677 (505 amino acids)
Biological process (GO): lipid metabolic process
Molecular function (GO): apolipoprotein binding; lipoprotein lipase activity
Source: RefSeq, a predicted model, not a curated record
CAAACAUCUCAAGUGACUUCAGGCAGUGGCCACUCUUGUAGUUGUACGUCUAAUUGGAGUAGCCCACUACAACGACAAACGAGUGACCUGGAAUAUCUUUGCUGUACAGACGCGAAAUAACUUAUUCAGAGCGACUGCACUGACUGGACCAUCAAUAAUAUGGGCAAAGGCAAAUUAUUUCUCUUGGUUGUUUGGAUAUACUUAGAAAACAUUUGCACUGUUUUCUCAACUACCGCUGAAGUGAACUAUUUUGGUAACAUCACAAUAAAUGGCACAGACUGGCUCAUAGACUUCUCAGACAUCGAAUCUAAGUUUGCCCUGCGGACAGCUGAAGUACCUGAUGAUGACCUGUGCUAUAUUGAGCCUGGCCAAGUUGAGAGCAUCGUAGAGUGUGAAUUCAACUCCGAGGCCAAGACCUUUAUCGUUAUACAUGGCUGGACGGUCACUGGCAUGUAUGAGAGUUGGGUCCCCAAGCUGGUGACGGCUCUGUAUGAGCGUGAGCCCACUGCUAACGUCAUCGUUGUGGACUGGCUGACCCGAGCCCAGCAGCACUACCCGACCUCCGCCGCAUACACCAAACUGGUCGGACGAGAUGUUGCCAAGUUUGUCACCUGGUUACAGGGUACGCUUGACUACCCCUGGGAGAAAAUUCAUUUUCUGGGCUACAGUCUUGGUGCCCAUGUGGCGGGAAUUGCUGGACUGCUGACCAGCAGCAAAGUGAACAGAAUCACAGGUCUUGACCCAGCUGGCCCCAGCUUUGAGUAUGCCGACUCACAGAGCACCCUCUCUCCCGAUGACGCCAACUUUGUGGAUGUCCUACAUACCAACACACGAGGAUCCCCAGACCGCAGCAUCGGUAUCCAGAGGCCAGUUGGCCAUGUUGAUAUCUACCCCAACGGUGGGACCUUCCAGCCUGGCUGUGACCUGCAGAAAACAAUGAAGAUGAUCGUGUCCACAGGUUUCUCAAACAUGGACCAGAUCGUGAAGUGUUCUCACGAGCGCUCCAUUCACCUCUUCAUCGACUCGCUGGUGAACGCACAGGAGCAUCAGAGCAUGGCUUACCGCUGCAGCAACAAGGAGUCCUUCGACAAGGGUGUGUGUCUCAGCUGCCGCAAGAACCGCUGCAACAAGCUGGGCUAUGAAAUCAACCGUGUGCGCAUGCGCCGAAGUGCCAAGAUGUACCUGAAGACCAGAGAGAUGAUGCCAUUCAAAGUUUUCCAUUACCAAUUGAAGGUGCACUUCUUCAGCAAGGAUGAACUGAGCUUCACAGAGCAGCCAAUCAGAGUGUCACUGUACGGUACCCAUGGAGAAAAAGAGGACAUCACCCAUGUCUUGCCUGAACUGAAGACGAACGUCACCUUAUCUUUCCUCCUGACCACUGACGUGGACAUCGGGGAGCUGCUGAUGGUGAAGAUCACUUGGGAUAAAGAUUCUUAUUUCGGCUGGUCAGACUGGUGGAAGAAAAGCAACUUCCACAUCCGCAGACUCAGAGUCAAAGCAGGAGAGACACAGGCCAGGGUGAUCUUCAGCUCCAAAGAGGGGGAGUUUGCGUACCUGACCAGGGGAGGGGAGCCUGCUGUAUUCGUCAAGUCAAAAGAAGACCAGACGAGUCGCAAACAUGAAAGGCUUCACAAGCUGAAAAUGCAUGGAAGCUUCUUUAAGCAGAACACUGCAUAAGAUGGACUUAAGAAGACACAUCUUUGGAGUGGAGAGAAGCAUGGACCUGUGCCUGUGUUAAAUGUUUUUUCUCUCUCUCAUCAUCGGUGACAUUGGGCGGACGUUUGUAUCAAUCAUGUUACAUCUAUUUCCACAUUCUCAUGAGAUUCCACAGCUGCUUUUAUGAUGUCAGACCUUUUAUUCUUUGCCUCUCUCUGCCUCAACUACUUGAAUCAGUGUUUACACAGGUUUCUGAAAUACUCAAUAUUUUUGCAAGUUCAUCAAGCAUCCAGAAUGUGUUUUUUGAAAUGUCAUUCAGACUAAACAUAUGCCUGACUUUGUAGAGAUAGAAAGGAUGAACCUUUAAUAUACACUAUAGUGCCUAUAGGGUUUUUGUGUAGGGAAAAAAAAGCACAAAAUCAGUUGAAAUGAAGAGACAUUGUUUAAACAUUCCCUCCAAAUUAGUGGAUGUCCACUGUUGUAAAUAACAAUCAGAAAAGGAGAUAUUAUACAACAGUUUUAGAAGCUGUGUAGACCAUGCUUUAGAAUUACUGUACUGUGUAUGGUAAAGGUUACUGGAUGGUUAUGAAAUGAAGUUUGGCCUAGUUUAGUGCAAUAACUACUGGCUUAAAUGUAUUCUUGACAGAAAAAUUAUUAUUGACUGCUAGGGUUUAGUAGUAGAAGACUGUUACUGUGAUGAGCCCAUAUAAUAUUUGAUGUUAUUGAUGCAAGCGUUGUAUUGAGCAUGCCUGGGUAAAAUUCUAUUUUAAGGGGGACCGGAUUCAGUAACAUUUGGUGCCCUGUUCAUAUGUACUUGGGGAAAAUACAAUGCCAAGAACAGACCCUUGAUUACUGAAUCCAGUCUUCGUCUGUGGUCACUACAUUAUUCACCUUGCCUAUUAUCCGAUUUAGUUGGAACAGAACAGAACAGAAAGGUCUCACUUAUAAGGAUGGCACAUUCUUACGACUUCAUAUUUCUCUAUCAGCUGUAGAAUCAAUUAAGAACUUAAAAUGAAAAGAAUGAUUACUUACUCAGCAAGAAAGUUCAUAUGUAUUAGUGCUCUUGCCAUUGUAUUAGAUAUAAACUUACAGUUGCUACAUGUUGAACCUAUUAAUUGUCAGAAAAGCAAAUGGUGGGAAAUUAUUAUUUGCUUUGUUACAUAGCUGAAUUGUUGCAACUUUUUGGACAAGCAUUUCGCCAUGCAUACUGUUACCUUAAAUAUGAGCAAUCAUCCUGUGCCUUACCCAUUCACUGUUGCCAAAGCAGAGGGACCAAAGACAUAGACAGUCAUUAAAUAUCAAAUGAAGUAUUGGAUUUAUUUCUUUAUAUACAAGAGAUUUUUCCUUCUUUUUUGUGUGACUAUUCUUUUCAUUACUAGUCAUUUUCCGGGAUCAAAAUGACUUGAUUCCACUUGAAAUUAUAUCUUAGGUUCAGAAGUACUCAACCACUGUUUCUUGAGUCGUCCCAGUCAUCUUGAGAGGACUGUUGAUAUGAACAAUCAUUACUUUAUCAUUACCAUAACAAUGACCAAGAACAUGUUAAAAUAUUGCAGUGUCCAUGGUUACAUUUCUUUUUAGAAUAGUAGCACAUAAUAGCCAUACAUAUACUAACAAUGUUUCAUAUUUUAUUUAUUAAAUGUAUAUAUUUGUAUAUUAAGUUUAAUAUAUUAUGCCAUGGUUCAAAUGUGUUUUUUUCAAUUCCUCCUAUGUAUUCUUUUAUUAUGUAUUUUGAUCUAAUUGGUUUCGGUGAGCUGAACGCUGUGAACUAUGCCAAUUCACCUUAACGAAGUGAGAAGUGGCAUGCUGUAUGGUAAUCUUUGUGUAAUAAACUGGACAUAUUGUGAA